Manis javanica (Malayan pangolin) is the source of this 2979-nucleotide messenger RNA. It is a transcript of the gene GRK6, whose product is annotated as G protein-coupled receptor kinase 6. Gene Ontology annotation, biological process: signal transduction; protein phosphorylation; regulation of signal transduction. Gene Ontology annotation, molecular function: G protein-coupled receptor kinase activity; ATP binding. Lineage: Eukaryota; Metazoa; Chordata; Mammalia; Pholidota; Manidae. The record is from RefSeq and is a predicted model, not a curated record. Gene Ontology annotation, cellular component: cytoplasm.
GAGUGCACAGCGGGCGGCGGUGGCCGGGGAGGCCCGGGAGGCCGCGGUGCGGUCACUGCUAGCCGAGCCGAGCCGCGCCGAUCGCCCUCCGGCCCCGGCUCCCGCGCGCGAUCCCGGCCGGCGGCGCGGCCCGGCGGGCCCGGCAGCGCCGCAGCCCAUGGAGCUCGAGAACAUCGUAGCGAACACGGUGCUUCUCAAGGCCCGGGAAGGUGGUGGCGGGAAUCGCAAAGGUAAAAGCAAGAAAUGGCGACAGAUGCUGCAGUUCCCCCAUAUCAGCCAGUGUGAAGAGCUGAGGCUCAGCCUUGAGCGUGACUACCAUAGCUUGUGUGAGCGGCAGCCUAUUGGGCGCCUACUGUUCCGAGAGUUCUGUGCAACGAGGCCUGAGCUUAUGCGCUGCAUUGCCUUCCUGGAUGGGGUGGCCGAGUAUGAAGUGACCCCUGAUGAGAAGCGGAAGGCGUGUGGGCGGCGGCUAAUGCAGAAUUUUCUGAGCCACACGGGUCCUGACCUUAUCCCUGAGGUCCCCUGGCAACUGGUGACUAACUGCACCCAGCAGCUGGAGCAGGGGCCCUGCAAAGACCUCUUCCAGGAGCUCACCCGGCUGACCCAUGAGUACCUGAGCAUGGCCCCUUUUGCCGACUACCUCGACAGCAUCUACUUCAACCGUUUCCUGCAGUGGAAGUGGCUGGAAAGGCAGCCCGUGACCAAAAAUACCUUCAGGCAGUACCGAGUUCUGGGCAAAGGUGGCUUUGGAGAGGUGUGUGCCUGCCAGGUGCGGGCAACAGGCAAAAUGUACGCUUGCAAGAAGCUGGAGAAGAAGCGGAUUAAGAAGCGGAAAGGGGAGGCCAUGGCACUCAAUGAGAAGCAGAUCCUGGAGAAAGUGAACAGUAGGUUUGUAGUGAGCUUGGCCUAUGCCUAUGAGACCAAGGAUGCGCUGUGCCUGGUACUGACGCUGAUGAACGGAGGUGACCUUAAGUUCCACAUUUACCACAUGGGCCAGGCUGGCUUUCCUGAGGCACGGGCCAUCUUCUACGCCGCAGAGAUCUGCUGUGGCCUGGAGGACCUGCACCGGGAGCGCAUCGUGUACAGGGACCUGAAGCCAGAGAACAUCCUGUUGGAUGACCACGGUCACAUCCGCAUCUCUGACUUGGGGUUGGCUGUGCAUGUGCCUGAGGGCCAGACCAUCAAAGGCCGCGUGGGCACCGUGGGCUACAUGGCUCCAGAGGUGGUGAAGAAUGAACGGUACAUGUUCAGUCCAGACUGGUGGGCACUAGGCUGCCUCCUGUACGAGAUGAUUGCAGGCCAGUCGCCUUUCCAGCAGAGGAAGAAGAAGAUCAAGCGGGAGGAGGUGGAGCGGCUGGUGAAGGAGGUGCCUGAGGAGUACUCUGAGCGCUUUUCCCCACAGGCCCGCUCGCUCUGCUCCCAGCUCCUCUGCAAGGACCCUGCUGAGCGCCUGGGGUGUCGUGGGGGUGGUGCCCGCGAGGUGAAGGAGCACGCCCUCUUCAAGAAGCUGAACUUCAAGCGUCUGGGAGCUGGCAUGCAGGAGCCACCCUUCAAGCCUGAUCCCCAGGCCAUUUACUGCAAGGAUGUUCUGGACAUUGAACAGUUUUCCACAGUUAAGGGUGUGGAGCUAGAACCCACCGACCAGGACUUCUAUCAGAAGUUUGCCACGGGCAGUGUGCCCAUCCCCUGGCAGAAUGAGAUGGUGGAGACUGAAUGCUUCCAGGAGCUGAACGUUUUCGGGCUGGAUGGCUCGGUUCCCCCAGACCUAGACUGGAAGGGCCAGCCGCCUGCACCCCCCAAGAAAGGGCUGCUACAGAGACUCUUCAGUCGCCAGGAUUGCUGUGGGAACUGCAGCGACAGUGAGGAAGAGCUCCCUACCCGCCUCGAGCUCCCCACCCGCCUCUAGCCCCAAGCCCGAGGCCUACACCAGCGGUUGGCGGUAGCAGCUAUCAGAGCACUGUUUACAGUUUUGCACAGUGGUCUUCCCCAUUGUCCACUCAAGUCGUGGCCUGGGGAAUACAGCCGGAGCUGUCCCUGGUGUCCUCUGCCCCUCAGCCUCUGGUCUGGCUGGGUUUGGCAAGGCCUGGGCUGUCCCUGGGACAAAGGUGCGUCCCUUCAGCUCUUGUCUGUGGAGCUCGGGGCUUUCUGUAUUUAUGUAUUUGUAUGAAUGUAUAUAGCAACCAGAGUAUUCUUAAGACCCACCCUGGAGCUGGCAGAGGGGCCACUGCCAAACUCAAGGCUCCUCUGGCCUAGCUUGAAUGGGCCAAAGCUGGGCCAGGCCAGGCCGGGCCUCUGACCCCCAGCACUGUGCUCAGCACCACUGACUUCCAAGUGAGACUUGUGCCUGCUCUUGCUGCCCUGGGCUUAGGCCACCGCCUCUGGGGUCCGAUGCUGCCCUUCUCAGCACUUGUCAGAACUGGAUCUGGGGCCUCUGUAUCCCCUAGGCCUUUGCCAAAGUGUGACCCAAGAUUGGGCUGAUCCUGGGACCCCUCAGUCCACUGCCUAGGCUGUCCUAGACAGGUCUGCCUCUGCCUUCCAGCUCCCAGGGCACCUCAUUCCUUGUGCUGGGCCCUGUCCUGAGACACCUCUUGUAGAAACACCUGAGUCCAGACCAUGGGAAGGGGAAGGUGUCCCUGGCCAACCCUCAAAACAUUCCAGACUCCCCUCAUAACAAUACAUAUGUGCCCAGCAAUAAUCUGCCCCUCCCUGUGUGUGCCCGUGGGGUGUGUGCAUGUGCACGAGUGUGUGUGUGUGUGUGUGUGUGUAAGGGUAGGCUGAGGCUUUGUGCCUGUGCCCCAGGCCCCAGCCCUGGCUCUUUCCAGACUGUGAUGGCCAUCCUGAUCCCAGUGUUUAGGGUAGCACGGGAUAUGGGAUUACAGGGCCCUGGUUUUCCAUAUUUAAAGCCAAUUUUUAUUACUCAUUUUGUCCAUUGUAAGCUGCCACGUGUCUCUGUGUGAAUACAGUCCGAGGACAAACCUG